Molecule: messenger RNA, 1714 nt
Organism: Sycon ciliatum
Lineage: Eukaryota; Metazoa; Porifera; Calcarea; Leucosolenida; Sycettidae
Exons: 8
Coding region: 548-1714 (388 amino acids)
Cellular component (GO): cytoplasm
Molecular function (GO): guanyl-nucleotide exchange factor activity
Source: RefSeq, a predicted model, not a curated record
GCUCUUUCAAAUCGCUUUUCACUUCAGUUCUCUGCUCGUCAGAUGUGCCGUCGGUCUACAUUCAUUUCCUUCUGCCGAGGCUUCAAACGUUGUUCCCCUUGGCGAGUUUUUCAAGUCCAGAACGAUGUGUUCGCGUGUGACUGACUACGUUUCCCGUUUGACGAAGAGACGAGCUCGAUACAAUAAUGUCACUUCCCCUCGUGUUUGAAUGAAAAUUACGAGCCUGUGCUAGCCCGUCAUCUGGGGCCAAAUCAACCGGCUUUCCAAAUCUUUUCUAUGGCGUUUCGUAAUGGCUAGCUUUGGGCGGAGUGCUGUUUGUAAACUGUUCUCUGAGGCGUAAAACAUGAGCUAGAGAGACGAAGCCCAAUCCCAGAAGCCGGGGACCCAGACCACGUGUAGUGGGCCUGGUGUGAGACAAGGCAGACUGGCCUGAGCCUGAGGGCCUCGGCUACUAUUCGGGCGUGUGCAUCUCUGUAGCGGACGGUGGCGGUGAGAGUGCUUCGGCAGCAGCAGUACCAGCAGCAGUAGCAGCAGCAGCAGCAGUAGCAUGGCCAGCGUGUGCAAGUCAGCGGUGCAGACCUGGGGCAACAACGAGUGGGGCCAGACGGGCCAGAUGACCAGCGGCUCUAAGUCUGCACUGGGUGCAGCUGCAUUCACUGAUGGAGUGCAAAUGCUGUACGAGUGGAGCUGUCCAGCAUCGUCACCAUGGCCCGUCAUGGUCAAGCCCACGCCAGGCAAGAGCCCACCGACCAUGCCCAUCUCGUUCUCACGAGCAGCGGCUUCGGAAAUGAAGAGGCGCAACGAGAGCCAUGCGACUGCAGUGGCUGGCGACGCCAAGCGUGUCUGUCUCCCCGACGCAAACGCCGACGGUGAGGUUGAAGUCCACGAUGGAGAAGGAGCCGGGCCUAUUGUGCUAGAGUGUGGUAGAUUUUCGGGACUCGUCCACGGCGACGUUUAUGCCAGUGACGUCCUGGAAAAGCGUGUAGACAGCGGAGAUCAUGGUAAUGAUCCCAAUGGUGGUGCAGUCACUCCGCCGAUAAACGAAGACUGUGCAUCGUCCACUCCUCAAGACGGCGGCGACACAUCCACUUCUGCUGAACUUCGUGGAACGGGACAAGAACUGGUCGCGGAGCAUUUAGAAGAUGCAAAUGCAAACACCAGCGACAACAACAACAACACCGGAAGCAGCAGUGGCAGUGGCGGUGGUGGUGGCUCUGCUGCUGGUGCAGGUGCGAGUGGAAGUGUGCGAGCUUUCCACAACACGCACCUUGCCGAUGUGAAGUGCGCAUCGAACCACACAUUCGUCACCACAGUUUCCAAAGAAGUCAUUACUUUCGGACACUCCUACACAGGACAGCUGGGGACGGAUGAGAUACCUCGUCAUGGUAUACAAGGACCAUUGGUACUCAGGCCUGCCAACUUCCUGACUUCUGAUGGACAGGUGGAUACGGAAGCAGAGGACGACCGGAUCGAUCUGAUUGGCAGCCUGUGCCAGCACACAGUACUGGUGACGGAGAAAGGCCACAUCUACGGCUGUGGGAGCAACUAUGACCACCAGCUAUCUAACGAUAUACCCAAGUCAACGUAUGAUCAAUUCAAGGGUACUCCGCGUAGGAUAUUCCUCAACUUUCGUGAGAAUAUCCGGGGUGUGGCAGUCGGUCGUCAGCACACCGUGUUUCUGACCGACGGAGGAUUUGUUCACACAUGCGGGUGA